Messenger RNA from Acanthosepion pharaonis, 2067 nucleotides. Lineage: Eukaryota; Metazoa; Mollusca; Cephalopoda; Sepiida; Sepiidae. The record is from the annotation of a GenBank genome assembly.
AUGCUUGUCUCUUUUAUUUUUUUAUUUUCCUUCAUAAAUUUGUUUUUUUCGUAUUCUUUGCUUACACAUUCUUUUUUUGGGUGGGAGGGGCUUUCUUUCUUUCACUCUAUUGGAUUCUUCUAUAUCUCUGUUUUUCUCAUCCCUUUCUUCGCCUCUCUCUUUAUCAACUUUCUUUUACCACUUCCUUUUCAUUCUUUUUUUUCUUUUUCUCUCCAUUUCGUUGUUUUUACUCAUGUUUUCUUUCUUUCUUCCUUUUUUCUUUCUUUCUUUCUUUCCCUUUCGUUUUUUUCUUUUUUCUCUUUGACGGACUUUAUCUUUGUUUCAUUCAUUUUUUUUCCUUUUUCUCUCCUUUCGUUGUUUUUACUCAUUUUUUCUUUCUUUCUUCCUUUUUUCUUUCUUUCUUUGUUUCCCCCGUCUUCGUGUUUUUUUUUUCUCUUUGACGGAUUUUAUCUUUCUUUCAUUCUUUUUUCUCGGGUCUUUUUACUUCCUUUGUUUCUUCCUUUUCUUCGUUUCCUUCUUUUUUGUUUAAAUAAUUCUUUUUUUCUAUUGAACUCUCUCGUUUGCUUUUUCUCCUUUUCUAUUUCUAUUAUUGUUUAUAUCUACUUUUUUCUCUUUCCCUUUCUUCUUGUGUAUUUCUCCUUUCCUCUCUCUCUCUCUCUCUCUCCCUCUCUCUCACUUUCCCUCAAUUCUUUACUUCUCUUUUUUCGUUAUAAUUUCUUUUCGAUCUCCUCUCUUUAUUUCUUCUACGUUUCUUUCUAUUCUAUAACUGUUGUCUCUCCAUCCUUUUCUUUUCUCUCAUCUUUUUCUUUCUUUCAUUCUUUCUUUUCUUCUUUCUUUCGUUCUUUCUUUUUUUCUUUCUUUCUGUCGUCCUUCCUCUCUUUCUUUCUUUCUUUCUUUCUGUCGUCCUUCCUCUCUUUCUUACUUUCUUUCUUUUUUUUCCCCCUCUUCUUUCUUCCUUUCCUCCGUUUUCUUUUUCUUUGCUUAAUUUUUUUCUCCAUUGAACACUCUCUUUUGCGCUCUCACUCACUCUCUCUCUCUCUCUCUCUCUCUCUCUCUCUCUUUAUUUAUUUAUUUCGUCCUUUCUUUCUUUCUUUUUUUUUCUUCCUUUUUUUUUCUCUUUUUCUUUCUUUCUUGCUCACGUUCUUUCUUCUUCCUCUCAGUUUUAUUUUCUUCCUUCGACCGAUUCUGCUCUUGCCUGAUUCUUUCUUUCAAGUCUUUUUUCUUUGUUUAUUUUUUUCUUUUGCACCGUUUUCAUUUUUAAAUAAAUCUUUCUCUCCCUCUCUCUCUCUCUUUUCAUUUCUCUCUCUCUCUCUCUCUUUCUCUCUCUCUAUCUCUCUUUUCCUUUCUCUCUCUCUCUUUCUCUCUCUCUAUCUCUCUUCUCCUCUCUCUGUCUCUCUCUCUGUGUCUCUCUCUCUUUUCCUUUCUCUCUCUCUGUCUCUCUCUCUUUUCCUUUCUCUCUCUCUCUCUGUCUCUCUCUGUCUCUCUCUCUCUGUCUUUCUCUCUGUCUCUCUCUGUCUCUCUCUCUUUUCCUUUCUCUCUCUCUUUCUCUCUCUCUCUCCCUCUCUCUCUGCAUCUCUCGCUUUUCCUUUCUCUCUUUCCUUUCUCUCUCUCUUUCUCUCUCUCUCUCUCUGCAUCUCUCUCUUUUCCUUUAUCUCUUUUCCUUUCUCUCUCUCUCUCUCUGUCUCUCUCUCUUUACCUUUCUCUUUCUCUCUCUCUCUGUCUCUCUCUCUGUGUCUCUCUCUCUGUGUCUCUCUCUCUUUCUCUCUCUCUUUCUCUCUCUCUCUCUUUUCCUUUCUCUCUUUUCCUUUCUCUCUCUCUCUCUGUGUCUCUCUCUCUUUUCCUUUCUCUUUCUCUCUCUCUCUCUGUGUCUUUCUCUCUGUAUCUCUCUCUCUUCUCCUUUCUCUCUCUCUUUCUCUCUCUCUUUUCCUUUCUGUCUCUCUUUUCCUCUCUCUCUCUUUUCCUUUCUCUCCCUCUUUUCCUUUCUCUCUCUUUCUUUUUCUUUCUCUCUCUCUCUGUGUCUCUUUGUCUCUCUUUUCCUUUCUCUCUCUCUUUCUUUCUUCCCUUUAA